CCUACUGUAUCAGACUGUUAGCAGUCCGCUCCAGGGCGCGCGCGUUUACUGGAGCAGAGCAUCUCCCGGGCAGGAUUUUCACCUGUCUCUUUUUGCCACAGCAUACAUAUAUAUCUACGUAUGUGUCUUCUUUCUCUUCUUGACAUAUUUCCGAAACAUUACACGGAGCAAAAACGGAGUUAAUUGAGGACGACGAAAAACGACCUUCUCUAACUUCUGCAAUCAUGAUGUCCAUGAACAGCAAGCAGCCUUUUAGUAUGCAUCCGAUCCUGCACGAGCCAAAGUAUACACCACUCCACUCGAGCUCGGAGGCUAUUCGGCGAGCAUGCCUGUCCACGCCCUCGUUGCAGGGCAACAUCUUUGCUGGCUUCGACGAGACGCUGCUCCAGAGGGCCGAAGCCCUAGCCGCCGUGGACAUCGUGGCGCAGAAAAGCCACCCAUUCAAGCCGGACGCCACCUAUCACACAAUGACCAGCAUGACCAGUAUGACAUGCACGCCCACGUCGUCGUCGUCGCACCUGCAUCACCCGUCCAUGCUCACGACGCACCACCAUCACCACCACCACCAUCACCCACACCACCAGGGCGCACAGGGCCUGGAGGGUGACCUGCUAGAGCACCUGACGCCCGCCAUCUCCUUGGGCGCAAUGCCCACCGCCGACGUUGGCACAGGCCACUCGCACAUGGCGGCGGCCAUCAACCACAUGCAGCCGCACCACCCGCAGAGUAUGAGCAUGCACCCGCAUGGCUUGGGUUCACACGCGCUCGGCGGAGCAGGCGGCGGAGGCGGCGGCGGUGGCAUUCCAGACUCGGAGCCCGACCCGCGCGAGCUCGAGUCGUUCGCCGAGCGCUUCAAGCAGCGGCGAAUCAAGCUCGGAGUGACGCAAGCGGACGUGGGCGCAGCGCUGGCCAACCUCAAAAUCCCGGGCGUAGGCUGCCUGAGCCAGAGCACCAUCUGUCGUUUCGAGUCACUCACGCUUUCGCACAACAACAUGGUGGCACUCAAACCCAUCCUGGAGGCCUGGCUGGAGGAAGCGGAGCGCGCGCAGCGCGAGAAAAUGACCAAGCCCGAAAUAUUCAACGGUGCUGACAAGAAGAGGAAGCGUACGUCCAUCGCGGCGCCCGAGAAACGCUCUCUGGAGGCUUACUUCGCCGUACAGCCGCGGCCCUCGUCCGAGAAGAUCGCUGCCAUCGCAGAAAAACUGGACCUGAAAAAGAACGUGGUGCGCGUGUGGUUCUGCAAUCAGAGGCAAAAGCAGAAACGGAUGAAAUUCUCAGCAACGCACUAGGGGUGGUCAUUUUUUUACUUUUGUUAUUCAGGAUGGGUGGGCGGGUGUUCUGGUUGGUGUGCGGUGCGGGAAUGGCUGGAGUGUCCCAAAGACUGGAAACAGCUCAAACUUCAGCCUGAGAAGAGAAACAAAACAAACCAAUAAGAAGACUCUUGAUGCUCUCAGGCGUGAGAGAAAAAUCACCAACUAGUGGCAAUGAAUUAUUGUACAAAAGGGAAAUAGAAUAAUAACGAUUAUUCUCUUAAAUAACUCUUUUAUAUUCAUUCGUGUACAUACCUGUGAAUACGCUGCACCUCUGUGAAGAGCGCGUCGUCGUCUUUUCCCAUUUUUAUUUUCUCUUUUUUUGAUCAAAGAAAAAAGAAAGCAAAAAAAGAGUCUUUAAUGUUGUUUAAUGUGACACAGAAGAAGAAGAGCGAGAGAGUGAGAGGAGACAAAAAAGAGGGACUGUUGUAACCCAUUGCAUGGUUGACUAGGGCGUUCAGUGUGCUUUUAAAACUCCCCAACAUGUUUGAAUGCAUUGCAAUAAGAGAGAACACGUACCGAAACGCACACACACCCACACACACUCUCUCUCUCAAACACUCACACACGAAAAUAGGCUACCAGUCUGUGUCUACCUCAUGACCCACGUUAGGACACGCACUCUCAUGAUCAUUUUGGAAAAAUCAUUUUGCGUAAAAACAGACUAGUAUUUAAAGCAUUUUUUUCUGUUCACACCUGGUUUUGGUUGAAUUAGCCUAGAUAGAAGUGCUCAUAUCUCAGCUAAUAUCACUGCAACGAUGCUUUGACAAUCAAAUGGUUAGAUUAAAAACGAUGUAAAGGCCCCUCUAUGUCUUCACUGAAACUGCUAUCUGUUGACAUUAUUAUUAUUAUUAUUAUUAUUAUUAUUAUUAUUAUUAUUAUUAUUGCUGGGCCUGUUGACGGGAACAUUGAUUAGCUUACACCGCAUUCUCAGAUGUUCAUUGCACUUUGUAGAUAACUGUUGAGAUACCAGUCUUUGACUUAUUUAUAUUUGUAAUGAUUUUUGUUCCUUAUUUAUUUAUUUGACAUUAAUUUAUUUGAAUAUCCGCGUAUUUUUCAUUUGUGAACGUGUGCUUAAAUGUGUCUGUGUAAGCGACAGAAAUUCAAAUAAACCAUGCACGUUUUACCUCA
Astyanax mexicanus (Mexican tetra) is the source of this 2441-nucleotide messenger RNA. It is a transcript of the gene pou4f4, whose product is annotated as POU class 4 homeobox 4. Gene Ontology annotation, biological process: regulation of transcription by RNA polymerase II. The transcript is spliced from 2 exons. The coding region runs from base 225 to 1289 and encodes 354 amino acids. Gene Ontology annotation, molecular function: RNA polymerase II cis-regulatory region sequence-specific DNA binding; DNA-binding transcription factor activity, RNA polymerase II-specific. NCBI's taxonomy places the organism in Eukaryota, Metazoa, Chordata, Actinopteri, Characiformes, Acestrorhamphidae. The record is from RefSeq and is a predicted model, not a curated record.